Messenger RNA from Eupeodes corollae, 1138 nucleotides. It is a transcript of the gene B9d1, whose product is annotated as B9 domain-containing protein 1. The record is from RefSeq and is a predicted model, not a curated record. The transcript is spliced from 3 exons. Gene Ontology annotation, cellular component: MKS complex. NCBI's taxonomy places the organism in Eukaryota, Metazoa, Arthropoda, Insecta, Diptera, Syrphidae. The coding region runs from base 75 to 638 and encodes 187 amino acids. Gene Ontology annotation, biological process: cilium assembly.
UGUUUACAAAACGUAACUAGCCACAACAAAACAAUCAUAAAAGAAAAAAUAUUUCAAAGAACACCUACUUAAAAAUGACAAAAACAUCAACUGUGGCCGAAACUAAUUCUCUUAUUAUUUUUUGCACUGGAACUAUAGAAUCAGCAAUUUUUCCACUGGGACCAGAGGGAAGUCAAGUACUUUGCCGGUUUGAAAUAGUUGCUGGUAGAAAUUGGGAGUUUAUUUCUGGAGUAAACAAAGGUAUCUCCCAAGGCAGUAUGCCCAAACAUAUCAGCGAUAAAAUAGUUUUUAACCUACCAUUCGAGUGCGUCUAUAGAAGUUGCAAUCCUUUCGGGUGGCCACAAAUUCUAAUCUGCAUUUACGCGAAGAAUGUAUGGUCAGUUGAGACUACACUCGGAUACUGUUGGGUUCAUCUUCCAAUAAUCGGAUCAGGUGCUGUGAAUACAUCGCAGCCAAUCCGGAUUCCCAAAGACACAACAAUUAUGGGAGAACUCUCUACCUGGAUAACGUCGAAAAAUGCAGAACUGAAAAACCCUAAAGUACUGCUUGAAAGUUACAAGAAUAAAGAUUUCCUUUCUAUGGAAAAGAGUGGAGAAUUAAAGUUGUCACUACAAACACUUUGCCGAGAGAAAAAUUAAUUUAAUUUCGAACCAAACGAAAAACUACUAAUGCCUUCUAGUCAUAAAUCUAUAUAUUUAUAAUAAGAAAUAAGAAUAUUUUAUACAAACAAAACUCUUUCAUUCAAAGGCGUCGGACGUACGUGUUUUUCUUGUAUUCUGUUUUGUUUUUUGAACAUUAUCCAGAUAUGUUGAAGUUUCGCCAGGAAGAAACAAUCUGUCAUAAUAAUAGUGAUGAGUCCUCUUAAUUUAUCAAACUUUAUCUCAAUCCAUAAUUUAUGUUUCAUUUUACUUAACAAUCACCGUCUAUGAGCGAGAAAAAUCUCGGUAAAGCUCAUAUGAGCUCAGAGACUGAUGAUUCUGCCACUGCAUAUGUUCCUGUUGCUCUUGCCGAGCAAAUAAUAAAUUAGCAAUCAUCUUUAACCAAAGGAAUGAUGGACAGGAAGAUUUUCGCAAAAAAGUCGUCGACAUCUUGAUAGAUAGGUAUAAAGGACACAAAACGAGAACACGUUGAGGUCUUG